UGUCGUCGUCGUCGUCGUCGUCCGCGCCAUUGCGAGAGCCUGCACCAGCAGCAAUCCAGUCCUCCUCUUCAACUCUGCCUGCUCUUGGGUUUGUCUCAGAUCUCGCUCGCUUCGGACCCAGUUUGGAGGGAGAGGCGGAGACUGAGAGACUGAGAGAGAGAGAGAGAGAGAGAGAGGGAGUGUGAGGGAGAGCGGGGAUUGUUGCAAUGGGGGUCGUGAACACGGUCCUCGGCUUGGUGGGGUUCGGAUGGGGACUCGGAUUUGGUCUCGUCACUGGAUACUUCCUCUUCAUCUACCUGCAGCCCACCGAAGUGAAGGAUCCAUUUAUCGCGCAGCUGGGGGAGAUGGAUGAAAAGUCCCUAGAUGACCUUCUUGAUGAUAUACCUUUGUGGGUGAAGAACCCAGACUACGAGCGGGUGGAUUGGUUGAACAGAUUCUUGAAAGAUAUGUGGCCUUAUCUCGACAAGGCCAUUUGCAAGAUGAUUCGAGAGCAGGCCCAACCACAUAUCGAUCUGUAUGGUCCAAAGUUUAAGCUGGACGCUAUCGAGUUUGAGUCACUCACUUUGGGAUCACUUCCUCCUACUUUUGUUGGUAUGAAAGUAUACGAAACUAAGGAGAAGGAGAUGAUUCUUGAGCCCUCGUUCAAGUUUGCUGGAAAUCCGAACAUAAUUGUCGCUGUGAGGGCUUUUGGUAUGAAAGCAACAGUACAGCUAGUAGAUGUUCAAGUUUCUGCCACCGCGCGAGUUACUCUGAAGCCGCUGAUUCCCGUUUUCCCCUGCUUCUCGAAGAUAAUUGUUUCUUUGAUGAGCAAGCCUCAGGUAGAUUUUGGUUUGAAGUUGCUGGGUGGAGACAUCAUGGCAAUUCCUGGAUUGUACCGUUAUGUUCAGGACAAUAUUAGUAGUCAAGUUGCCAAAAUGUAUAUGUGGCCCAAGAAAAUGGAUAUUCCUGUUAAUGAUGAUCCCAGUGCUUCAAAGAAACCCGUAGGCAUAAUUGAGGUAACGAUUGUUAAAGCUACGAACCUGGUGAGGAAAGACACUUUUGGGAAAUCUGACCCUUACGUGAAAGUCCAAUUGGUCAACACUAUACAUUCCAAGAAGACCACUCAUAAGCUGAGCACAUUGAACCCCGUAUGGAAUGAGGUUGUCAAGCUGACGAUCCAAGAUCCCAAGACGCAGUCUCUUGAAUUACAGGUUUUUGACUGGGAUAAGGUUGGAUCGCAUGAGAAGAUGGGUAUGGUAAUAGUGCCAUUGAGCGAAUUGGUGGAGAAUGUACCGAAAUUAUAUAAUGGUCUCAAACUGUUGAAGAACGUGGACCCUAACGACGAGAAGAACCUGAAAUCCCGUGGCGAGAUUACCUUCGAAAUUUUAUUCAAGCCUUUCAAAGAUGAUGAUGAUUCAGAUGAUCAAGGGGAAGCAGCAGCGGAUGGUUCACAAAUGACACCCGAGGGUACCGGAGGAGGCUUGCUUACAGUCACCAUAGUGCAGGCUGAGGGUUUAGAAGGCAAACAUCAUAAUAAUCCGUUUGUCGAAUUGCAUUUCAAAGGAGAUAAGAGGAAAACCCAUGUUGUGAAGAAGAACAGGGAACCAAGAUGGGAUGCUGAAUUCACUUGGAAUUUGGAGGAGGCACCUGAAAAUGAGCAUUUGUUACUUGAGGUUCACAGCAGAGGCUCAAGCAUGAACAUGGUUCAUCGUCAGGAAUCUUUGGGUCAUGCGGAUAUUUCUCUCCGGGACUUGAGGGGCAUGAGCAAGAGAAUCAACGAAACAUAUACUUUGGUCGAUGGUCAUGGAAAGAUCCAAGUGGUGUUGGAUUGGCAGGCCGUUUAGUUGGUUAUCACCAACGAUGUGCAGUACAGCUCUGACUAGUAGCCCAAUCAACUGCCGCUAUUACUAGCAGCAGCGAUCAUCGUUUAGUUAUACGUGAAUAUUAAUACGCACCAGGGUUAACCGGGUUGUACUCAGCGUCCCACAGGGCUUGAACAUGCAAUGCAGGGUUAUUGUACAGCGUAAAAAUCGAAUUUUCUGUACAAGUUUGUUUCUUUUGCACCACA
Messenger RNA from Physcomitrium patens, 2047 nucleotides. Its product is annotated as synaptotagmin-2. NCBI's taxonomy places the organism in Eukaryota, Viridiplantae, Streptophyta, Bryopsida, Funariales, Funariaceae. Gene Ontology annotation, molecular function: lipid binding. The record is from RefSeq and is a predicted model, not a curated record. Gene Ontology annotation, cellular component: endoplasmic reticulum.